Helianthus annuus (common sunflower) is the source of this 3086-nucleotide messenger RNA. RefSeq names its product alpha-xylosidase 1. NCBI's taxonomy places the organism in Eukaryota, Viridiplantae, Streptophyta, Magnoliopsida, Asterales, Asteraceae. Gene Ontology annotation, molecular function: carbohydrate binding; hydrolase activity, hydrolyzing O-glycosyl compounds. The transcript is spliced from 3 exons. Gene Ontology annotation, biological process: carbohydrate metabolic process. The coding region runs from base 16 to 2922 and encodes 968 amino acids. The record is from RefSeq and is a predicted model, not a curated record.
GGGCCCAACAGUCACAUGAACUUUAACACCAACACACCAGUCACCACCACCUUAAUCUUAUCACUUCCCUCCAUUUUGCCUAUAUAUUUACACCACCCUGUAGCUACCCAACUGCACCACCACCCACCACCAUCAAACGCCACCAUGGUGUCAUCUCAUUUGACACCCAUUUUAUACCUCACAUUGUUACUUGUUACAUUUUCAUGUGUAUGUUCUAAGACUAGUAAACCACCGGUUGCACCCACCAAGAUCGGUAAUGGGUACCGGUUGGUCUCACUUCAAGAGUCACCGGAUGGUGGGCUUGUUGGUCAUCUUCAGGUUAACAAGCAAAACAAGAUUUAUGGGCCGGAUAUCCCUCAUUUGCAAUUGUACAUCAAGCAUGAAACCGACGACCGUUUAAGGGUACACAUAACCGACGCACAAAACCAACGAUGGGAAGUACCAUACAACCUUUUACCAAGAACACAACCACCAACACCAUCACAACAACCCUUCACCCGGACCUUAAAAAACCCGAUAACCGUAUCCGAAUCCUCCGGAAACGAACUAAUAUUCAGCUACAUCUCCAACCCGUUCUCAUUCGCCGUGAGAAGAAAAUCCAACGGCCAAACAAUCUUCAACUCAUCAUCCGACGGAUCCAACUCACUAGUCUUCAAAGACCAAUACAUUGAAAUCUCAACAACAUUACCCAAAACGGCGUCGUUGUAUGGUCUUGGUGAGAACUCACAGCCACAUGGGAUUAAACUCUACCCGAAUGACCCGUAUACUUUAUGGACUACGGAUCAAUCAGCUAUUAAUUUGAAUAUGGAUCUUUACGGGUCGCACCCGGUUUAUAUGGAUAUGAGGAAUGUGGGUGGGGACCCGUAUGCCCAUGGGGUUUUGUUGUUGAAUAGUAAUGGGAUGGAUGUUUUUUAUAGGGGUGAUUCUUUGACGUAUAAAGUUAUUGGGGGUGUUUUGGACUUUUACUUCUUUGCGGGGCCCACGCCGUUAGCGGUUGUGGAUCAGUAUACUCAGCUUAUUGGUCGGCCUGCUGCUAUGCCUUACUGGUCUCUAGGAUUUCACCAAUGUCGGUGGGGUUACCACAAUCUUUCAGUGGUGGAAGACGUGGUGGAAAAUUACAAAAAAGCCAACAUCCCAUUAGACGUUAUUUGGAACGAUGAUGAUCAUAUGGAUGGUCACAAAGACUUCACUCUAAACCCCAAUGCUUACCCUAGACCCAAACUCCUUGAUUUCCUACAAAGAAUACACGCCCGUGGCAUGAAGUACAUUGUCAUUAUCGACCCCGGGAUCGGUGUCAACACGUCUUACGGGACCUACCAACGAGGUCUCGCUAAAGACGUGUUUAUUAAAUACGAGGGGAAGCCGUAUUUGGCUCAAGUGUGGCCUGGGGCGGUUAACUUUCCGGAUUUCCUUAACCCCGCGACGGUUGCGUGGUGGGGAGAUGAAGUCCGGAGGUUUCAUGAGCUCGUUCCUGUCGAUGGGUUGUGGAUCGACAUGAACGAGGCUUCUAAUUUUUGUUCUGGGUUGUGCACGCUUCCUGAAGGUAAGCAGUGUCCAACCGGAACUGGGCCCGGUUGGAUAUGUUGUUUGGAUUGUAAGAAUAUAACAAAGACAAGAUGGGAUGAUCCUCCUUAUAAGAUUAACGCGUCCGGGACGCAUGUUCCUAUCGGGUACAAGACGAUUGCUACGAGUGCGGUUCAUUAUAAUGGCGUUCGAGAGUAUGAUGCUCAUAGUAUUUACGGGUUUUCUCAUGCUAUUGCGACUCACAAGGCGCUUCAGGGGCUUGAAGGGAAGCGCCCAUUUAUCUUAUCCCGAUCCACAUUUGUUGGAUCGGGUCAUUACACUGCUCAUUGGACCGGUGACAACCAAGGUACUUGGAAUGAUAUUAAGUACUCGAUAUAUACCAUGUUGAAUUUCGGGAUUUUUGGAAUUCCUAUGGUCGGUUCGGAUAUUUGCGGGUUUUACCCGCAACCAACCGAAGAGCUAUGUAACCGUUGGAUAGAGUUGGGUGCUUUUUACCCGUUUUCAAGAGACCAUGCAAAUUACUAUUCUCCAAGACAAGAGCUUUACCAAUGGGAAACAGUUGCAACAUCCGCUCGUAACGCUUUAGGUAUGCGGUACAAGUUGCUUCCUUACUUGUACACUUUGACUUACGAGGCGCACACCACUGGCGCACCCAUCGCUCGCCCUCUCUUUUUCUCAUUCCCAACCAUCCAAGAACUGUAUGGAUUGAGCACACAGUUCUUACUUGGUGAGAGUCUGAUGGUCUCACCAGUUCUUGACCAGGGUCGAACCAACGUGUCAGCUGUGUUCCCUCCUGGAACAUGGUACAGUCUGUUCGACCCCAGUCAAGCAAUCGUUUCAAAAGAUACCCAAACUUUCACCUUGGAUGCUCCUUUGCACGUGAUCAAUGUCCAUUUAUAUCAAAAUACCAUUCUUCCAAUGCAAAGGGGAGGAAUGAUAUCCAAAGAAGCAAGAAUGACACCUUUUACCCUUAUAGUAACUUUCCCAGCGGGGGCCACGGAUGCCAAAGCGAAAGGAAAGCUUUUCCUCGACAAUGACGAGCUUCCCGAGAUGCAACUCGGGAACGGUCAAUCAACUUAUGUUGAGUUUAGCGCGUCCACGUCUAAAGAAAUGGUGAAAGUGUGGUCGGAUGUGCAAGAGAGUAAGUUUGCGCUUGACAAAGGUUGGGUUAUUGAGAAGAUUUGCGUGUUGGGAUUAAGUGGCGUCGGAAGUGCGUUUAGCAUCGAGGUCGAGGGUAAUUCGGACAUUUUGGACGUGUCGAAUGUGGAGUUGGCGCAAACCGAGCAUAAGUUUAUAUACGGAGCGGAGGACAUGAAGAGUGUGAUGGUAGAAGUUGGAGGGUUGGAUCUACCAGUUGGUAAAAAGUUUACAAUGUCAUGGAAAAUGGGAAUUAGUUAGUUCUUAAGGGGCUUGUUUGCAAAUUACAUGUUCUUUUGUACCGUUUAGAUUGUUGUGUACUUGGUAGUUGGUAGGGUGCUUGAGGAGAAUAGAGGGGCCAAAAUCAAGUGCUUCCUCUUUUUUUUAGCUUCAUUUUAGUGGAAUAAAAUAAUUUCUCUUUUUUA